Molecule: messenger RNA, 2285 nt
Organism: Symsagittifera roscoffensis
Lineage: Eukaryota; Metazoa; Xenacoelomorpha; Acoela; Convolutidae
Product: LIM/homeobox protein Lhx2-like
Biological process (GO): regulation of transcription by RNA polymerase II; neuron differentiation
Cellular component (GO): nucleus
Molecular function (GO): DNA-binding transcription factor activity, RNA polymerase II-specific; RNA polymerase II transcription regulatory region sequence-specific DNA binding
Source: RefSeq, a predicted model, not a curated record
CAAUCAUAACUAUACGCCAGGUGAAAAAUAAGGACCGGGAAGCGAUUAAAAUGUUUUCAUUUAUGCCCUUAGCCAAUAGAGAACAAUUUUGCUAGCACCCCCAGCAAAUGGAAUGUAAGACUGCCGAUGGCUUAUCCAAUCAGAAUUGAGCAGGCGCUAUUUGCGAUAAAUGGGAAGUGCUAAGGAAAAGAUAAUAAUUAUAAGCCACAUAGUUGCAAGCAACAUAGUGAAGCGACCCAAAUUUUGAUUUAAAAGUUUUAGACUUGAAAAUUAUUUUUCGGAUUGAAAAUUCUCAGUUUUGGAGAGUCAAACUUCCCAGUCAAACUUCAAUUUACUUUCACAAAAGUUGUAAUAGAAAACUCUGCUGUCAACGCCAAUUCAAAUUUCUUAAAUUUUUCAAAAUUGUUGAAGUCAAUUUAGUAUUUCAGCUUUUCUUGCGAAGAGAAACUCUACGUCUAUCUGAGGACACAUUUCAAAAUGUACGAAAAUCUGUUCAUGACACCUGCUCUUCAAAACCCCACUUCAAUCCAUCCGCCCAACUUGGGUACACCGACGUGUCCCAUCUCGGGGUUGAAUUUAUCCAACGGAUCCCCUUCCCUCAACGAACUGGCUUCAAACCCGAUGUUUCCGGGUUUUGUUCAUGCCUCGCGACUUGGAGCCUCAAACAUUCCGAUACCACCUCUCGAGUCGCCCCUACCCCCAUGUUUCGUCCCGAGUUCAAUGUCGCCUCCAGUUACAAAUGGUACAAAUCCGGGGAACCUGGGUUCGAGGCCCGCUCAGAGCACUUGUCACGGAUGUAUGGCGCCGAUUGUUGACAAUGUUUACUUAUCAGUUGCAGAUUUCACCACUUGGCACGUACCUUGUUUGAGAUGCAGUGAUUGCAAUGUCGGACUUGACUCCGAGAAAAGUUGCUUCAUCAAAAUAGGAAAAUACCUCUGCAAGAAAUGCUACCAAAGGAGAUUCAAGUCGCCCUCUACCCCUUCGCCGGCUGUGUGUGCGCGAUGCAACAACAAAAUUCACGCCAAAGAAAUGGUGAUGCACGCGAAGGAAUUCGUAUAUCAUGUUUCAUGCUUUAAUUGCACGCAUUGCAGUCGGAUUUUGACCACCGGUGAUCACUUCGGCAUGAAAGACUCGUUAAUAUUCUGCCGACAACACUUCGAAAUGUUGUCGUCGCCGCCUCUGAAUUUACCCGGAGGCGGGUCGCAUAUUUCGCAUUCAACCGGGAACAACCCCCUCCACUCGGGACUGCAGCCCCCUCUUCCUCAGGAUUUCAAUCACCUCCCCCCUACAAGUGGAAAUCCACUUAGUGCAAUACAAUCAGGGUUCAAUAACCAGCCCCCUUGCUCACCAUUCAAUCAAGGUCACCUGUCUCAACUUCCGCUGGGGUUCCCGGGACCCGACGGAAUGCCCCCAAACGGAUACCCACUCCCCCAAGGAGACCCAAACGCAAUGAUGAAUCAUCCAAACCCUCCUCCUCCGAAGUCACAAAAAGGAAGACCGAAAAAGAAAAAACAGCCGCAGGAAGACGCAUUCCAGAAUCUAUACGCAAAUGAUUUCAACUCUGGGAUGCACGGAGCACCACACGACGCCGUUCUAGGCUUGUACAUGGCAGCCAAUAAUCCAAACGGGACUUCCCUGGAACAGCAGAACAGGACUAAAAGAGUGCGCACUAGUUUCAAGAACCAUCAGCUGCGAGUGCUGAAACAGUACUUCCAGUUGAAUCAUAACCCAGAUGCAAAAGAGCUAAAACAACUGUCGCAGAAAACUGGGCUGAGCAAACGGGUUCUACAGGUGUGGUUUCAAAAUGCGCGCGCCAAAUAUCGAAGACUGAUGAUGAAAAACCAGCAAAACGGAACCAACACAAAAUUCAGUCUGGAUGACGAAAUGCCAGAAGACCAGAACAUGAAAAUCAGCGAAUCCGACGAAGAGUUAGAUGACCACGAAUCGAAUAAAGAAUCAAACACGAACAACCCGAAUUCGCCCUCGGCCGAAUCCAUGUCGGAUUUCGGCGAAAUGCUUUCGCCCGACUUAUCACCCGAGGCGAACCCCAGCCCGACAGGCAGUUUCGGAAUGAGUCAUCCCGAUAAAUCGUUGAUAGACGAAUCUCUAAGCGGCAAUUCUAAUUUUUCCCUCCAAGACGCAGUUUUAAAUAAUUCGAAAUCGGAGCCAAUGGCUGCUUUUUGAACAAUUUUUUUUUGUAUUGGAAUGAAUUUAUAAAGCUCAGAAUUUGUCUUCAAAGCUAUCAAUGUCAUUAUUUCCUUUUACUAUGAUAAUAUUGUAAAUUA